AGUCAUGGUGGGAAAGUGAAGGCGCCACACCUGCAGAGCUUUUAUUUUGUUAACUGGAGGCUUUCAUGGAGCAUUUUGUGACUUUUUAAAGGUGAAUGUGUUCUUAUGAGUGUCCGCUCCUUCAUAGAGGCAGCUUUUUCCUCCUGCUCUCGUUUUGAGCCGGAGCCCUCCUCCUCUUCCUCCCUCCAGCGGAGAGGAAGAGCGCAGACAAGUGAAUAACAAGGAGCGACGCGAGGGAGGAAGGAGUAGGAAACCUCAGAGCGUGUGAAUGGAACAGUGUGCGAGUACGGCCUCCCUGCUGGCCUCGGUGCGGGAGCAGGAGAGGCAGUUUGAGAUGCUGAGCCGAGCUCUGGAGGAGGAGCGGAGGUCGUGCGCCGGCACCUUGCCCCGCCCCCUCCCCACCUUGCAGAACGGUCGUAUUCCUUGUGAUGCAGACAUAGAGAGGCUGACACUGAGCGAGGGUUACAUCAACGGGACACAUCACUUCAGGAUGGAGCCUGGUCAGGUGAUGCAGGAGACGUACACGGUGGAGGAGGAUCCUCAGGAGUUGCCACCUGUUGUCUCAGUGGAGACCAGUGACGAUGGGACCACACGGCGCACAGAAACCACAGUGAAAAAAGUUGUAAAGACCACCACCACUCGUACGGUCAUCCCCUCCAUGUCAGACACUCUGUCCAUCGAUGGUGGCGGUUCAGGUGUGGGGGGCUACACUUCUUCACCCAUGGACCUGGGCUACAGGCAGGGCCCUGGAGGUGGCGUACCCAUGGACUACCCUGUCCGCACUGUGCCCCGCAACUACAACUACGCUCCUCCAGAGGGAUACAACGACUACCGCACUGUUCCUGAUGCGUACACGAGCCUCAGCAGGGGCGCUCGUAUGGACGAUCGCUACAGACCGGUCCAUCCAGAUGGUUACAGAACUCUGGAUCCGAGCUACAGGGCUCCCAGCAGAAACCAGUUGGACCCAUAUGCCGCUCAGCCCCAGGUCGGGCCUUCAGAGCUAUCCUCCAUUCCAAGGUUUGUCCCGGAUCCGUACGGUCUGGAGGAUGAUCAGCGCAGCAUUGGCUACGAUGAGCCCGACUACGGCAUGGGCAACCCAGUGCACUACAGAACCAUGCCCCUCAACCACCAUGCCUACGCUGGUGUACCCCCACGCAGGACUGGGAGUUACGAAGCUCUUUUGGAUGGUGACCUGAGCGGUACAGGAGACGUGUUCUUUUACGGUAGAGGGGCACCGUUGGCUCAAGGGGAGAGGGGAAGCAUGGCUUCGUUGGACGGUACCCUGAGGAAAGGACCCCCUCCUGGUGGUUGGCGUCAGCCGGAGCUGCCGGAAGUUAUCGCUAUGCUGAACUACAGGCUAGACCCCGUCAGGAGCAACGCAGCUUUGUAUCUGCAGCAUCUCACCUAUAAGAACGACAAAGUGAAGUCGGACGUGCGGCGUCUGAAAGGCAUUCCUGCGCUGGUGUCGAUGCUUGACAACCCAAACAGAGAGGUCCACUAUGCAGCUUGUGGAGCGCUGAAGAACAUUUCUUUUGGCAAAGAGGCGGAUAAUAAAAUCGCCAUUAAGAACUGUGAUGGAGUUCCUGCCCUGAUCAGGCUGCUGAGGAAGAUCCACGACCAGGACCUGACGGACAUCAUUACAGGUACGAUGUGGAACCUGUCGUCCCACGAUUCUGUGAAAAUGGAGAUUGUGGACCAUGCGCUGCACGCCCUUUCUGACGAGGUCAUGGUGCCCCAUUCGGGCUGGGAGCAAGGGAGCAACAGGGCGGGAGGCGGCGAGGAAACCUGCAAGCCCAGACAUCUUGAGUGGGAGGUGGCGCUCACCAAUACAGCAGGCUGUCUGAGGAAUGUAAGUUCAGAGCGAAGUGAAGCCAGGAGGAAGAUGAGGGAGUGCACAGGGUUGGUCGAUUCCGUCAUGUACAUCGUUCAGUCCCAGAUUGAUUGUAAGGAUAUGGACAAUAAGCUGACGGAGAACUGCGUUUGUCUGCUGAGGAACUUGUCUUAUCACCUGCACCGUGAAAUCCCCGGACAUGAGCGCUACCAAGAUGCCACGCCCAUCAGCCAUGGCCCUGCCCCCUCCGGCCAGAAGGGCGGCUGCUUCAGCUCUCGCAAGAGCAAAGAUGAGUGGUUUUCCAAAGGACCAAGAAAUGAGGGUGCAGCUAACGAACCGAUCGAUAUUCCAAAGAGGACAUCACCUGCUAAAGGCUAUGAGCUGCUUUUCCAGCCUGAGGUGGUCCACAUCUACAAAUCUCUUCUGAUGGAGUCCAAGAACCCCACCGUGCUGGAAGCUUCAGCUGGAGCUAUUCAGAACCUGUGUGCUGGACACUGGACUUACGGGCGCUACAUUCGUACCAUGAUGCGUAAGGACAAGGGUCUAGCUGUAGUCGCCGAGCUGCUGAGCCACAACAACGACCGAGUAAUCCGAGCCAUGUCUGGAGCCCUUCGCAACCUCGCCAUAGAUCCUUCUAACAGGGAUCUACUAGGUCAAAAAGCAAUACCUUCGCUUGUAGCGAACCUGCCUAGUGGCGCUCAGAGUCAACCGUUAAAAGCGGUGUCGGAGGAGACCGUAGUGUCCGUCUUGAGCACGCUCUACGAGGUGCUGGGCUCUAGUGUUGAAGCAGCCAAAAACCUCAGCGAAUGUCAAGGAAUCGAGAGACUGGUGCUCAUCAAUAAGGACGGUAGACGCUCUGACCGGGAAGUGCGUGGAGCCGGCCUGAUUCUGCAGAAGGUGUGGGGCUACAAAGAGCUCCGUCGGACUUUAGAGAAGGAUGGCUGGAAGAAGACGGACUUCAUGAUCAACCUAAAUCCUUCCAACAACAAUCCCAAAACCAACGGAGAACCUGAGGAAAGCUCUGUUCCACUCAUAGACAAAGGGGGCAGAAGGGACGGAGAAAUGAUUCCAAUGAACGACAUGGGACCAGAUGCCUACUCCACACUGGAUCCAAGAGGAAGGCAGAACUCUCUGGAUAACACACUCGAACCUGCUGACAAAGAUAUGGCUCAGAAAAACUGAUUGUGUGCAUCACAAGACGACAGCCUCCUCCCACUUACUGCCCUUGCUGAACUGACACUACGGGGGACCACAACACUACCGAUGGGACUUGACUCCAACAUUUCCACUCACUCCUUCUCUCCCUCCUCGCAGCUUCUCUCGUUUUCUGUCUGUGUUACAUUCCUCCUUUGCAGCGGGCACAUUAAUGAAAGGUCUCGUGGAUGUAAAGCUUCCUGUGGACAACCGUUUGUGACACUAUGACCACUCAAUCGACAACACUAACGCUCGUCGUGAACCAGAGACCGAGGCUUCGUUUGGGAACUUUUCUUUGGACUUUAAAGGAUCAGAGUCGGGACAUUUUCUGCUGAAAUUUUAAAUUUGUGUUGAUGACGCUGUUUGGAAGAAAUCUAAGGAAUGCUUCUUUCUGGUUAAACGAUACAAAAAUAAUUUCUAUUGCUGGGAAUGAUUGCCUUAUUAUUGCCUCUGUUCAUGUAGUGGUUGCUCUUAUUCUUACUUUGCUCUGUAACGCCACUUGUGUGCCGUGCCUGUGCCAAAUGACAAUGCAAGAAUUUGUCAUAAAAACUGGUGAUUUUUGUUCCCAAGCAGCAACAUCUGCUUUGUUUUAAGCAUUGCUUGUUACAUCCCAUCGCCAAGCUGCGCGGGGCUGUGGCAUUUUCUAAAUUCAGGUUAUUGAAAAUGUCUACACAGAAAUGCACACUCUUAUCCUUGUCGGAUGAUUUUUCUGUUUUAAUGUGAUCUUGGUAAUUUUUGGAAGACACUACAAGAAUCAGUAGAUGCAUUAAAUUGUUUCUGCUAGCCUUUAACCUGAUGAAUGUGUUUUUAAAAAAGGUCUUAGCUGUGGGUUAACUGGAGUGCCUCAUGUAUUAAGGAUGGAGCUGAUUCAUCCAAGAUAACCUGGAAAACCAUUGUCUUUUCACUGCAGCUUACAUGUUGCAGUACAGUUUUUUGAUGUAUGUAAAGUACAUGGAAAUGUUAAGUAUGGAGAAAUAUGAACUUGCGUGCAGGGGCGCUUAGUCUUGUUAUUGAUUUUUUUUAUUUUUUUUUUUAUGGUUUAACUCUUCAGAUCUGUCUAAUUUCCUGCUUUACAAAACCAUAACCUACCUGGCAACAUUUCCAAAUUUUGCCCGCAAUCUUUAGUGCAGAGUAAGAUGUAGAUAAUGAGUGGAAAAAUUGAAAAAGCACUAAGGGGGUAUAAUGUUUUUUUUCCUGUUCUUUUUUUAUAUUUUGUUUAUGCCAGUUGAUAAAUGACAGAGGAAGCCUCAUUCUCCCAAAACAGAAGUUGCCUUGAAGAAUGAAUUUUAACUUAAAAAAAGAAAG
Messenger RNA from Nematolebias whitei (Rio pearlfish), 4330 nucleotides. RefSeq names its product catenin (cadherin-associated protein), delta 1 (gene ctnnd1). Gene Ontology annotation, molecular function: cadherin binding. Lineage: Eukaryota; Metazoa; Chordata; Actinopteri; Cyprinodontiformes; Rivulidae. Gene Ontology annotation, cellular component: cytoplasm; adherens junction; plasma membrane. Gene Ontology annotation, biological process: cell-cell adhesion; cell-cell junction assembly. The transcript is spliced from 22 exons. The record is from RefSeq and is a predicted model, not a curated record. The coding region runs from base 269 to 3013 and encodes 914 amino acids.